GGUUCUAGUUUUGGUAUAGGUGUGGGUGUUCGAGGUGGUGGUGAAGAGGGAAGAGACGGCUCUGGGGUCAGUAAUGGUGUUGGAUCACUUUGCCACAAUUCUAAAAUUCACACUGUGCCUAAGAAUACACAGCAAACCGCACAUCAAAGAGCAAAUGGUGAUGGCGUAGGUUCUGGUUCCGGUUCCGGUUCCGGCUCCGGCUCUGGCUCAGGUUCAGGUUCGGGUUCGGGUUCAGGUUCUGAUUCUGGUUCUGGCUCCGGUUCCGGUUCUAGUUUUGGUAUAGGUGUGGGUGUUCGAGGUGGUGGUGAAGAGGGAAGAGACGGCUCUGGGGUCAAUAAUGGUGUUGGAUCACUUUGCCACAAUUCUAAAAUUCACACUGUGCCUAAGAAUACACAGCAAACCGCAAAUCAAAGAGCAAAUGGUUCACUAAAGUUCUUUCCUGCUUUUGUGAGAGAACAUUCUAUCGUAAGGAAACCCUAA
Strongylus vulgaris is the source of this 480-nucleotide messenger RNA. Lineage: Eukaryota; Metazoa; Nematoda; Chromadorea; Rhabditida; Strongylidae. The record is from the annotation of a GenBank genome assembly.